GGCGGAGCCAGGACACGGAAUAACAAGAUGACAAGUGACUUGCUGCCGCUGUGUGAAACGUGUUGGAGAUUCUGCCAUAAAUUAAACAUUUACUGCCCUGUCACCACACCAACACUGAUCUCAUCAUGGGCCAGCUGUUCUCUUCAGAAGAGGACGUUUCUCAAGUGAAGGCUGUGAUUGGCUCCAUCCUUUACGAUGCCAUGGUGGAAGGUGAUGCGGUGCCUGACCUCAGAGUGGUCCAUCCUCUGAUCCUGGCCAGUCAUGAAGAGAGCAUGGUCUCCCAGGGCCGCCUCCAGCAGCAACUGCAGCAGUUGCAGAGAAACAUUGGGAGUCGUGCGCCUUCCUACCUGAAGGAUCUGAUUGGUCGACUGUCAUCCUUCUCGGAUGAGCCGCGCCUGGCAGGUCUGGUGGGAUUAGUGGUCACUAUGGUGAUGGAUUUGGCCUACACAUCAUCCAAACAGUCAUCAGGAGUGAAAGGGCGGUCAGCGGGUUCAUCGUCAUGCCAGCAAAGAGUCUGGGAGCUUCAGGAGGUGAUGGAGGAGUACUUGAAGCGCUGCAGGAUUAACCUGAGCGAUAAGAACAGGCUCAUCCAGGACUUCUCAAGACUUGAGGCCCAGUUCAGCCUCAUCCUCACCCAGCUGAAGAUCUGUCUUCUUGGGGGAGACUGUGAGUCCAGGUCUCUGAGACACUGGGCCAGCGGAGCCAUUUUUCACGUGCAGAUGUUGUUUCAUCUGUCUCAUCUUGAGGACAAGGCUGAGCCGUUCUCUGCAAAAGCAGCUCUGCAGCAGUACAAGGAAGAUCUUACGCAGAUCCUAGCUGCCUACAGGCGCUAUAAGUCUGAUACAGUGUGUGUUGUGAAAUGCCGUGGGAGUAUCCUGGGAAAUUCUGACCCGUCCAGUGAGGAAGGCACCAUGACGGGACUCACGGUGACAGACAGAGACACAGGAAAGAGCGUGACAAUCCCUCUCUCCCACAUGGAGGCAGAGAUAGAGAGAAGAAGACAUGUUUCUGGAGCUGAUAACGCCCCUAAAGCAGUGUCCCCCCCAGUCAGCCUGGACCUCAUUACCUCGGAUCAGUACACUCAGGCGUACCUGGGCCAGCUGUUCUCUGAUAAGGGGCCCGUGGCAGAGCUGGAAAACUGUUUCAUCGAGGCCGGGGAGAAACUGGGAAUAGAGAGAAACAAACUGGGGUGUAAAAACAAGAUGGAUGUGAGAGGUAUCACUGAACAAAGAGGAGGAGUGGAUCACUCAGACACAGCAGAGGGAAGACAUGAAGAGCAAGGAGCGGACACGACGGAAACGAGAGGAGAAGAGACGGCGGGAUCCGGUCAAACGGAUGCAAGUUUGAAGCUGAGUAUCGUUGAGACGCAGACGGAGGAAAAUCAUGAAAAUGCAAGAUAUCAGUCCUCCACUGAAGAGAAAUAAAAAACUAGCUUUUGAAAAAAAAAGCUAGUUUUGAAAAGCUAGUUUUUGCACCUUUUCUUUUGGUAAUUUAUUCAGAGAUAAAAAGUUUUAACUUAUUUGUUCACAUACAGUAGCAAUGUACCUUGAGCAGCGGCCGCCAGAACUGAAAGUUGAGGCUACGAUGCUUACGUGGACAACACUUAUCUAAUUUUUGACCUUAAUUGAAAUAAAAAAGUAUUCCAUUGAAGGCUUA
Molecule: messenger RNA, 1656 nt
Organism: Cololabis saira (Pacific saury)
Lineage: Eukaryota; Metazoa; Chordata; Actinopteri; Beloniformes; Belonidae
Exons: 7
Coding region: 126-1424 (432 amino acids)
Source: RefSeq, a predicted model, not a curated record